Molecule: messenger RNA, 2494 nt
Organism: Arabidopsis arenosa
Lineage: Eukaryota; Viridiplantae; Streptophyta; Magnoliopsida; Brassicales; Brassicaceae
Source: the annotation of a GenBank genome assembly
AGAAGAUCAAAAUCAUUCUUGUGAAUAUAAGUGAAUGCACUCAUUUCUAUUAGCAAUUUUAGGCUUUACUUGAAAGUUGUUAAGUAACUGUUGCUUUGGCUGCAAAAUGGAGGAAAACUGAAAAGAGUUUGAUGAUGAAGGGAAGAACAACCAACAGUAUGCAGUUGAAUCGGUCUACGAAGAAUGGGAAAAGAGAUCAAAAGCCACAGAAGACAAACGGUGCUAAAAGAUCUUCAGAGCAAGAAAGACUCAAAGCUUUUAAAGAAGAAUCUAACGUCUCAGUAGUAGUAGAUGAUACAACGACACAAUCAAAGCUCUUUGAUGAUGAUGAUCAUGCAGUGAACGAGUCUUCAGUUACUCAUCAAGAGUCCGAGUCUGGUAGAAUUUCAGAGAAAACUGAGAAGGAAGAGAGUGUAAAUGGCUUGGCCUGUGAUGAUGAAGAGGAGGAGGCGAAGGAAGAAAGCAAAGAAUUUGAUGCUAUAGCUCAUGAGAAGACAGAUUCUAUAUCUUAUUCUGAAACUUGCAAAGGUGUCAAUGUUGAUAAGGCAGUCGAAGUUUGGGAUGAUGCUUCAAAUGGUGGUCUAAGCUGUGGAAGUGAAAACGAGGCAGGUGAUGUUAAAGAAAAAAGUGAGAAACUUGAGGAGGAAGAAGAAGCAUUGAAACAAAAGGUUGAGGAUUUGGAGACAAGAGUUGAGAAACUUGAAGAAGAGCUAAGAGAAGUUGCAGCACUCGAGAUUUCGCUCUAUUCGGUUGUACCAGACCACUCUAGCUCAGAGCACAAGCUUCACACACCUGCUCGGAGAAUUUCAAGACUCUAUAUCCAUGCUUGUAAACAUUGGAGUCAAGGAAAGCGAGCAACUGUCGCUAGAAACUCUGUGUCUGGUCUCAUUUUAUCUGCUAAAUCUUGCGGAAAUGAUGUUUCCAGGUUGACCUUCUGGUUAUCGAACAUCAUUGCUUUGAGAGAGAUCAUUUUGCAGGCAUUUGGUAAAACAAGUGUUCCUAGACAUUUCACAGAGACCUCUGAAUCAAAUGGGAGUGAACAUAAUGGUUUAGGGAAGCUAAAAAGGAAGAAGAACCAAUGGACUAAGCACUCAAAUGGUUUCAAGCAGGUUUUAGAAGAUUGGCAGGAACCAGAAACCUUCACUGCAGCAUUAGAGAAAGUCGAAUUCUGGAUUUUCUCUAGAAUCGUUGAAUCUGUUUGGUGGCAGGUUUUCACUCCUCACAUGCAAUCACCGGAAAAUGGCAGUAAAACAAAUGAGCCUGUCUUGGGAGAUAAUGAGCAAGGAAGCUUUUCAAUCAGCCUAUGGAAAAACGCUUUCAAAGUUGCUCUAUCGCGGCUCUGUCCUAUGCGUGGAGCAGGGCACGAGUGCGGUUGUUUACCUAUCUUGGCUAAAAUGGUAAUGGAGAAGUGUAUAGCUAGAAUUGACGUAGCCAUGUUCAACGCAAUUUUACGUGAGUCAGAGCAUCAGAUUCCUACGGAUCCUGUCUCUGAUCCUAUCUUAGAUUCCAAAGUCUUGCCUAUCCUUGCUGGAAACUUAAGCUUUGGAUCCGGGGCACAACUUAAAAAUGCGAUUGGCAAUUGGUCAAGAUGCCUCGCUGAAAUGUUCUCCAUAAACACUAGAGAUUCAGUAGAAGAAAAUGAUCCAAUAGAUAGUGAGAAAUCUUUCAGUUUGCUAAACGAACUCAGCGAUCUACUUAUGCUCCCAAAAGACAUGCUUAUGGACCGAUCCACAAGAGAAGAGGUAUGUCCAUCUAUAAGUCUUCCGUUGAUCAAAAGAAUACUCUGCAACUUUACACCUGAUGAGUUUUGUCCUGAUGAUGUCCCUGGAGCUGUCCUAGAAGAGCUUAAUAAUGAGAGCAUUUCAGAGCAGAAGGUAUCAGGAGUUAGCUUCCCUUACGCAGCUUCUCCUGUUUCAUACAAUCCUCCAUCAUCACUCAAUGUAGCAGAGAAAGUUCCAGAGGUAGGAGAUAUCUCUAGAAUGUCGAGGAAUGUAUCUAUGAUACAAAGAAAAGGAUACACGAGCGAUGAGGAGCUGGAGGAACUAGAUUCUCCUCUUACAUCCAUCAUGGAAAAAGUAUCGUUGUCACCAAUUUCCGUACAGAGCAGGAAUGUGAAGCAGGAAACUGAGCAAAUAGGUGCAGUGGUAGCAAAUGCAAGAUAUGAGCUUCUUAGGGAAGCGUGGUCUAUAUGAGUCAUUGGAAGCCAAAUGUUUAGGGCUAGCAGAAUCUACGUUAUAUCAAUGUUUAUGUCUAUAGGUUUUGUUAGUUAAAGAUUGCAGCUGGAAGCGUGUGCUAUACUAUACUAUCACUGAGACGCAGUAAGAAGAAUGAUGAAGACAGGCCAAAGAUGAUCGGAGUAGCUUAAUUAAGGAACUCAAAGUGGAUUCAGAUAUCACAUUAGAGAUCCUCUGUUCUGAUAUAUAUAGACUCUAUUGUAAAGUUUUAUUACAUUUGCUUGGAUUAUGUGAAGCUUAAGUAAACAAUCCUUACAUUA